Molecule: messenger RNA, 2473 nt
Organism: Cucumis melo (muskmelon)
Lineage: Eukaryota; Viridiplantae; Streptophyta; Magnoliopsida; Cucurbitales; Cucurbitaceae
Product: nematode resistance protein-like HSPRO2
Exons: 1
Coding region: 768-2216 (482 amino acids)
Biological process (GO): defense response
Molecular function (GO): metal ion binding; heme binding
Source: RefSeq, a predicted model, not a curated record
AAAUAGAAUAGAAUAGAAUAGAAAAGGUGACAGGUGGCAAUAGAUAAGUGGGUACAGGGGGGCAUGGGAAUGUGAAUGAAUGGGGUCCCAUUUCCAUUUCCAUUUCCAUAUCCAUUUCCAUUCCCACGCGGGACAUUGAACUAUGAAAACAGUCAAACACCAAACCCCCAACACUCCAAUACCAACCAUUUCCAUCCCCCCUCGAAAUUUCCUUCCUUUUCUUUUCCUUUUUUUUUUUUCUUUUUUUUUUUAAAUUCCCCCAUUUGCUGGGAUUCUGGAUAAGCUUCACACCUUCAUCCACUAUUUUCAACUUCUCCUUUUUCUUUUCUAAAAAUUAUUUUCUUUUACAAACAAACAUAUCACUCUAACCUCUCACUUCCAUCCAUCUUUUAUACUUACAAACAUUUCAUUUAAAGUAAAAAAAAAAAAAAAUUCAAUUUUCAAUUUUAAAUUUAUACCAUCAUUAUUAUUUUAGAAUAUGAAUGGAUAUAAAUAUAACACAUAAGUUUAGCUGUUUAGGUAUAUAUAUUUGUCAAAAGAUUUAAAAUAAAAAGAAACUUUUCCAUUUUAAAAAUAUUUUUCAAAUAUGGUAUUUUCCAUUCCACGCGCUGUUACCAUUCCAAACACGCCUUUGUGUCGUUCAAAAUUAUACUACCACCUAUAAAUACCCAUCCCCUUCCUUCAUUCCUUCUCCAAAAAAAUCAUAAUUCACCCAUUUUUUUCCACAAUAGCGAAAUUUCAGUUCACUAUUCGAUCUCGGAUCAGAGAUGGUUGAUUUGGGUUGGAAGGCAAACAUGGUUUCCUCCGACAAGACCACCACCACCACCACCACCACUAAAUCCCCUAAGAUCAUCCCCAUCGCCAACAACAAGCUUAAUCUAUCUCUUCCCGUUUCCUUCCGCUCUUCAGAGCUCUCCACUGCUUCACCUUCCUCUUGUUCCUCAUACGAACAGUACCUUCGUCUCAUCGAUCUCAGGAAGUUAUGGAGUUCUAAGGAGUUCCCUGAAUGGAGGAAUGAGUCGGUGUUGAAGCCGGGUUUACAGGCUUUGGAGAUUACUUUCCGGUUCAUAUCGACCGUUUUGUCUGAUCCACGUCCGUACGCGAACCGGCGGGAGUGGAAGAGGAAGCUUGAGUCUCUUACCACCACUCAGAUCCAACUCAUUGCUAUGAUUUGUGAAGACGACGAAGAGGACGGUGAAUCACGCGGUAGAGUUCCGAUUGUUGAUCUGAGUUCAUCAGACGGUAUGGUUACUCGCGACGGAAGCUCCGCGGAGGUUUGGAAGGUUCAUGGAGAAGCCACCGUUGUGAACAGAACGAGUGAAUCGAGUCUUCUUCCUCGACUUGCGUCAUGGCAGAGCUCUGAAGACAUUGCGCAGUUGAUUCAAUACUCCGUUGAAUGUGAGAUGAGGAGAUGUCCGUACACGUUAGGGUUAGGGGAACCGAAUUUGGCUGGGAAACCGAAUCUUGAUUACGACCUAAUUUGUAAGCCAAACGAGCUUCAUUCUCUGAGGAAGAGUCCGUACGAACAAAUCGAAAAUUACGAGAAUCAAACGGUUUACACAACGCACCAGAUCCUGGAGUCGUGGAUUUACUCCGCGCAUGAACUUCUGAAACGAAUUGAAGAGAGAAUCGAGAAGAAGAAUUUCGCGGGAGCUGCGAGUGAUUGUUAUAUGAUGGAACGGAUCUGGAAGCUUCUACAAGAGAUUGAAGAUCUUCAUCUUCUAAUGGAUCCGGAUGAUUUCCUAAAGCUGAAGAAUCAGCUAGCGAUCAAAUCACUUCAAGAAUCUGAAGCGUUUUGCUUCAGAUCGACGACGUUGGUGGAGAUUACAAAGCAAUGCAAGGAUCUGAAGCACAAGGUGCCGUUGAUCUUGGAUGUGGAAGUUGAUCCAAUGGGGGGACCAAGGAUUCAAGAGGCGGCGAUGAAAUUGUACAGCGAGAAACAAGAGUGGGAGAAGAUCCAUCUUCUUCAAGCUAUGCAAGCGAUUGAAUCGGCGAUAAAGAAAUUCUUCUUCGCAUACAAGCAAGUUCUGGUAAUGGUGAUGGGAAGCUUAGAGGCGAAGGGGAACCGAGUUGUGGUGAGUUCGAACUCGGAGGAUUCAUUGAGUCAGAUAUUUCUAGAACCCACUUAUUUUCCGAGUUUAGAUGCUGCUAAGACGUUUCUUGGGGAUUUACAUAGUGUUUUCGGGUCGGAUCGGAGGACCCGGAUGAAGACUUAGGACGACUCGGGUUGACCCAGUCAAUACACAAAGGUUGACUUUGGUUCUAUAUUUUUAUUUAUAUAUAUAUAUAUAUAUAUAUAUAUAUAAUUAGGUCUGCUUCCCAUCCCCCACACCUAAAAUGCAAAAAUGAAAAAUACAUCAAAUUAAAUUAAUUGUUUUUAUUAUAGAAAGGAAUGUACAAUCUUUGUAUUCUAUUAAACAUUUGUUUUCAUUAAUCUAAUUUUAAUUCAUACAUUUAAAUUACAAAUCCAAUC